This is a messenger RNA of Nomia melanderi (Alkali bee), 2799 nucleotides long. It is a transcript of the gene Gbeta13F, whose product is annotated as guanine nucleotide-binding protein subunit beta-1. Gene Ontology annotation, biological process: signal transduction. Gene Ontology annotation, molecular function: protein binding. The record is from RefSeq and is a predicted model, not a curated record. NCBI's taxonomy places the organism in Eukaryota, Metazoa, Arthropoda, Insecta, Hymenoptera, Halictidae.
CAACGGCAACCUGUCACACGCUCGACAAUGGCGUCCUGGCGACGCCGGUAGUCAGCCGGUACUCGGGCGCCGCGGCGCCAGCGUCGCUCAUCCCUUCCCUCUUGGUUUCAUCCGCCCAGGCGGUCUUCUCUCGAAACACCACCGCGCGUCGUUCUCCCUGGGUGUGGUUCGAACAACAACACCGUGUUCCGAGACACCGCGUACACCUUUCAGGUGUCUCUUCCCGGUUUACGCGGAAUUCGAGCGUGUCUCGCGAGUGGACGAGAUUCGCUCGCGUGUGCUACCCUGACUGAGCAACAGCCGAGGCGGAGAGAGGGUAGUGGCGAGUAGGGUGGCUGGAGAGAGAGAGAGAGAGAGUGAGAAAGGGAGGGUAGGAGUGAGACGGCGCGAGUGGGGCGAGCCACCGACUCUGUUCAUCGAUUCUUUGCUUCGACGGUUCCUGUGAACGCGGCAUGAAAAGAGAACUCGCACCAAUGGGCGCGUUUCACCGGUCCUCCUCGUACUACGUGUGCGUGCGUGCUCCUCUUCCGUGCUAGGCCACCCCUUCGUCUCGGCCUUCUGCCUUACCUGGGCACCUACCUUCGCCGGAAUUUCUGGCGUUCCAUCGGGGGCGCAAUCUGGCGGUAGAACACGGGCGCAGGAAGGCUACUGUUCACCCUCCUCGGGAGCCUUGCACGCCUGGAGGUUAUGUUUCUUCGGAAUCCAUGACGCUCUGACAAGAGUGGAAGACGGACGGAGCGUGGGUGGCAACGGUCUCGCUAGGAGGUGUCGAAGCUGGCGCGAGGGGCGGGAGAGUCGGCGGUGGCCUGACUCUGGUACCGGUGGUAGCGGCGGAAAAGGAAGUCGUGCGAGCAGCGGAUCGGACGGAAGGCCUGAGAAAGAUCGGCGUAGCCUGCCGGAGGUGGGGAUUCGAUCUUCUUCGUCUCGUUCUUCUUCCUCCUGCACCCGUUCCCGGUGGUGGAAAGCUCGAGGACCCACGUUGGCCGUCGAAAGAAGCGUCGACGGCGUGACACAGGGCCCCGACCACUUUCCGGUUAGAAGGCAAACGAGAUAGAAGCCGCUCGUCCCUCGAAAACCACGUUCCAAGGCUCGCCGGAGGUUCAACCACCUCCACCUCCUCACGAGACACCCUCUUCCACCCUUGGCGGGUGUUCCCGUGGCCGACGUAUCACUAGACAGGCAACAUGAGCGAGCUGGACAAUCUUCGGCAGGAGGCGGAGGCUCUGAAGAAUGCUGUUCGAGAUGCUAGGAAAGCAGCAUGCGACACGACGCUGGUCCAGGCCACAUCGGGCAUGGAGCCCAUCGGCCGGAUACAGAUGCGCACGAGACGCACACUUCGCGGUCACUUAGCCAAGAUUUACGCGAUGCAUUGGGGCAGUGACUCAAGAAACUUAGUGUCUGCAUCGCAAGAUGGGAAGCUGAUCGUGUGGGAUAGUUACACCACGAACAAAGUUCACGCGAUCCCCCUGCGCUCUUCAUGGGUUAUGACCUGUGCGUAUGCACCGUCAGGUAGUUACGUGGCCUGCGGUGGCCUGGACAACAUUUGUUCCAUCUAUAGUCUUAAAACUAGGGAAGGAAACGUAAGAGUCAGCAGAGAACUCCCGGGUCACACUGGGUACUUGUCUUGCUGUCGAUUCUACGAUGAUAGCCAGAUUGUCACUAGUUCUGGGGACAUGACUUGUGCCCUGUGGGACAUAGAAACUGGUCAACAGUGCACCUCCUUUAUUGGACACACGGGAGACGUAAUGUCCUUGUCCUUGGCACCGGACCCCCGCACAUUCGUUUCCGGUGCGUGUGACGCCAGCGCAAAGCUCUGGGACAUUCGCGAGGGUUCCUGCAAGCAGACUUUCCCGGGUCACGAGAGUGACAUCAACGCUGUCACGUUCUUCCCGAAUGGAUUCGCAUUCGCGACGGGUUCAGACGACGCAACUUGCAGACUGUUCGAUAUAAGGGCGGAUCAGCAACUGGCGAUGUACAGCCACGACAAUAUUAUCUGCGGUAUCACGAGCGUAGCGUUUAGCAAGAGCGGUAGAUUAUUGAUGGCCGGCUACGACGACUUCAACUGCAAUGUCUGGGAUUCCAUGAAGGUUGAACGAGCUGGAAUCCUCACCGGCCACGAUAAUCGUGUGUCCUGCUUAGGCGUCACGGAGGACGGUAUGGCGGUAGCGACGGGCUCCUGGGAUUCGUUCCUACGUAUUUGGAACUAACUUGGGGUUAACUCCCAGACGUUCCUCCAAAGAACCAACUACAGCCAUUCAGCAUACAGUAUAAGCAUUAAGUACCACCACCUGACCACCGAAGUCGGCGUGUCCGUAUCCUCGACAGAGGCGAACUACUCGCCUAGUUCACCAGAGUUGACGUUGAUCAGAAAGUUUGGACCACCGAUAAACACCGGUAACAGCAGGAGCAAGAGCAAGGGCGGUAAGAAAAGCUACGACGGCGGCAGCAGCAACAACAGCAGCAGCAUCACCAACAACAGCAGCGGCACCACCAGCACCACCAGUAGCAGCGAGUUUAAGAACGUUUUGGGUUGUGGUGGACAAAAAGACUACCGGAGAAGCGUUGUCGACUUGACCUGGCGACGUGGCAAAGUUGGCGACAAGAUCACUCGUGAAUAUCAGCGCUUCUAGUACGAAACUAUCGUUCGUCCGACACUCGAACGUAAUUAUUAUAUAUCCAAUGAUGAUCGAGAGGGAGAGAGAGAAACGGAGAGAAAGAGAGAGAGAAAGAGAGAGAGAGAGAGAGAGAGAGAGAAAGAAAGAAAGAGGGACACAGGAAGAGAGUGAGCGAGUGAGAGAG